Molecule: messenger RNA, 703 nt
Organism: Carassius gibelio (silver crucian carp)
Lineage: Eukaryota; Metazoa; Chordata; Actinopteri; Cypriniformes; Cyprinidae
Product: serine/threonine-protein kinase pim-2-like
Exons: 3
Coding region: 2-574 (190 amino acids)
Biological process (GO): negative regulation of apoptotic process; regulation of mitotic cell cycle; protein autophosphorylation
Cellular component (GO): cytoplasm
Molecular function (GO): protein serine/threonine kinase activity; ATP binding
Source: RefSeq, a predicted model, not a curated record
GAUGGUGUGCGCACCUCCGAAAAGCCCCUACAUUGUACAAAUGAUCGAGUGGUUUGAUCAGCCACAUCAGUUCAUCAUAGUUAUGGAAUAUCCACAUCCAUGUCAGACCUUGCUGGAAUUUACCAUGUGCCAUGGAUGUUGUCUGGAUGAAUCUGUGGCACGUGGUUUAAUGCGGCAAGCGGUGCUUGCAGCCAAACACUGCAUUGAACGGGGCAUCUUACACAAUGACAUCAAGACGGACAACAUGCUGGUCAACACAGAGACACUGCAGCUCAAACUAAUAGACUUUAGCUGUAGCAAACGUAUUAACAUGUCUUGCUCUGAAGAUCAUCAACAGGCGGUUGGAUCAACAGUCUGGUCUUUGGCUAUGGUACUUUUGGAGAUAGUAAACGGAGACCAGCCCAUGAGUGUUUUGCAGAAAGCACGUCAUCCUUUGAUACCAAAUUUCUCCAGUGCUCCCUCUUUAAUCAUGGGAAAUUUGAAGUACAUGCGCUUCUCCAGACCGAAGAUAUCGGUGAAAGUUUUUUUCCAAGGUAAGUUUUUCACUUCACCACAUCUCUUCCACAUUGAAUAGCUUGUCAUCCUUACAUGACUGUUAAAGGUAACUUACAUUUUGGUAAACCUUAAUCUGUGCCAUGCAAUGUCAUAAAAUCUAGAGAAAUGUUUGAGGUAGGGCUGGGAUAAACGAUUAUUUUUUAAACUA